Quercus robur (English oak) is the source of this 1164-nucleotide messenger RNA. RefSeq lists its product as uncharacterized. The coding region runs from base 1 to 1164 and encodes 387 amino acids. NCBI's taxonomy places the organism in Eukaryota, Viridiplantae, Streptophyta, Magnoliopsida, Fagales, Fagaceae. The record is from RefSeq and is a predicted model, not a curated record. The transcript has 2 exons.
AUGUCGGAAAAGCUUAAUCAGACCCACAUUGUCCUUAUUCCUAAAAUCCAGGGUCCGGAGACUCUUGGGAAUUAUCGGCCGAUUAGCUUAUGUAAUACGACUUACAAGAUAGUAACUAAAAUCUUAGUGGCUAGACUUAGGCCAUAUCUGGGAAAUCUAAUUUCUCCCCUGCAAUCUGCCUUUGUGCUCGGUCGAAAAGGGAUUGACAACGCCAUAAUAGUCCAGGAACUUAUUCAUACCAUCAGCAAGAAGAAUGGGAAAGUGGGCUAUAUGGCUAUCAAGAUAGAUUUGGAAAAGGCCCAGCUCAUUGAAGAGAAGUGUCAUAACAAGUUAUGGAGCCCGGUGAAAGUGUCUAGAAGUGGCCCGGCUUUUUCGCACUUAAUGUUUGCGGAUGAUUUAGUGCUUUUCGUAAAAGUGGACUCCUCAAAUUGCUCCAUUAUUAGAGAUGUAUUGGAUGAGUUUUGUGCGGUGUCGGGGCAAACUAUCAGUGAUUCUAAGUCCAAGGUUUAUUUUUCUCCAAACGUAGAUCAAGAUUCUAGAGAAUCGUUAAGCGACAUUCUUGGUUUUGUGUCUACCUCGAAUUUGGGGAAGUAUCUUGGUAUCCCUAUUAAGCAUCCUAAUUCUUCUUCUCAAGAGUUCAAUUUUAUUUUGGAUAGGGUAAAGGGGAAAUUAGUUGGCUGGAAGGCCAAUCUGUUGUCCUUGGCUGGAAGAGCAGUUUUAGUCCAAUCUUCAACUUCAACCAUUCCUUCUUAUGCUAUGCAAUGCUCUUAUCUUCCGGACCGAAUCUUGCAAGGAGUGGAUCGAGUGAAUAGAAAUUUUCUUUGGGGUUCAACUGAUACAGUGAAAAAGAUGCAUUGGGUAGGUUGGCAUAAAGUCACUAAACCAAAAUCCGAAGGAGGUUUGGGGUUGCAAACUGCUAAGGGAAGGAAUGUUUCUUUACUUGCAAAGCUGAAUUGGCAGCUGCACACAGAGGGGGAGUCUUCUUGGGCUCAGGUGUUGAGAGCUAAAUAUUGUAAUGCUCAAAGACUCCAGUCUAGAAAUGUGAGAAACCUCCCUUGCUCACGGGUUUGGUCAGCUGUUAAGAAAGGGGCCGAUACCUUUAAUAAGGGUAUCAAAUGGGUGGUUGGUCGCAAUAGUAAUCUCAGGUUUUGGUUUGACCAUUAG